GUUCGAAUAUAUCACUACACAGAUAUAUUGUGCUCGGACGGGAGCAACAGACUUAUUAACUCUACCGUCUUACCUCAGUGGAGUUGAAAUGCCGAGUUCCUAGCUACUAAUGUUGCUCAGGAAGGUCAAUCCUACAUGCCUAGGGGCGCUUCUAGCUCAUUCACGACGAGCGUGUGUCAUUGUCCCUAACCUUCCAAUGGACGUAUUUUGGGGUGAUCACAUUUAGCGAUGCUAUAGCCACGGCCAUCAGGCACAAGCUGAUUGGCUGAUUGAGCCGAAUUGGAUGAGCUGAUUGGCUGAUUGAGCACUAUCACACUACGUCACGCGAAGGCGAUAACAUCGCAGAAAGGAAUCGUCCGAGAAUACGUCUCCAACUUAAAGUACGCUCUUCUUUGACACCCACCGGCGGUUGAGCGUCUUCGACACGUGGGCACUUUUUUUUUUUUUUUUUUGCGGAGAAAAAGCGCGACUGCCGCUCUUCGCCAUUGGCUCAGUGUGGUGGCGGCGCGCGCGCCCCUAUCGAUCCGCGGGAAAGUGGAAGCCGCUAAGCGACCGGCCCCGCCGUACACCUCUUUGCCAGUCGAGUCUCGGACACUGACCGGCGCGCAACUGCAGAGAGAACUUCUCAGUCAGUUCCCGCGCCCUCUCUGGCUUCCGCUAGCAAGAACCGCCGGAGUAAUUGCCGCUCCACUUGCUGCUAAGUUCGCUGUAAAGUUACGGCGGAGGAAUUCUAAUAUGAGCAUCGCCUCUCCUUAAGGCAACCUUAAAGCAAAAAAAGCAGUUAAUUCUGCUGUUACAGUGUGAAUGUCCAAAAGUCUCUGCAGGAGCACGUGGAAAACUUGUGGAUUGAAAGUCUUCUUCAGCGCGACGAGAACGCUGCGAGAAAUGAACUGUCGGUACAGUCGCUCACGCCGAAUUGUCGAAGCAUUGUCGCCGAGUGAGACUGGCGCUAUUUUGCUCGCCAAUGUGCUUACCUCGAGGUGAAGUUCCUCGGCGGCAUUAUUAAGUGACCGUCGCAUCGGAAGUGGGACACUUGCCUCUUCAGCUACAUCGUCGUGCUCGGGGAGGCUCACUGGCGGCGCUCCAUCUUCUUUCACAUUCGUCAUGUGGCCCCGUGGUACCGGAAGCAACGACACCGUGGGCAACCUCCCGUCGGACAACGAGGGCUACUUCGCCGGCGUUCAGAGCAGCGGGAACACGUCCGCGGCGGCCACCGCAGAAGACGCGCAAGUUGUCGAAGAACUCUCGUUCAGCACGCUGUCUCUGGUGCAGGUAGUCGUGUACUGCAUCCUCUUCGUUGUGGCUGCCGGAGGAAACGUACCUGUGUUCGUCACGUUGCUUCGCAACCGGCAUCGCAAAUCGCGCAUCAAACUCAUGAUCAUGCACCUGGCCAUUGCCGACCUGAUCGUGACGUUCGUGAUGAUUCCCGUGGAGGUGAUUUGGCGCAUCACGGGUCAAUGGGUGGCGGGCGACCUUAUGUGCAAACUGAUGCAGACGAUGCGCGCCUUCGGGCCCUACCUCUCCUCGGCCGUGCUGGUGUGCAUCAGCGUGGACCGAUACUUCGCCGUGCUGCACCCGCUCAAGGUGCAUGACGCGCACCGCCGCGGAAAGAUCAUGCUCGGCGUCGCCUGGUACGCCAGCCUCGUGUGCAGCGUGCCGCAGGAAACUGGCGGGGUCACAUGUGCUCUCACGCCCCCGUGGCACCCUGCCAUUUUCAGCAGCGUGGACAACACCAACAUGGAGGACUGGCUGACGACAUAUGAGAGUGUAAGUGCCCACAACAAAUUGGACGAUCGCGCAAAACUGAGCAACGUGCCCUUCUAUCUCGCGGGUGUGACCAGUCUCUGGCACAACAACCAUGAGAGAGAUCUUCCGAUGCGGUCCUCGUUCAAGACCUCUUUAGGGGGUGUGCUUCAUCGACCUUCUGUGCGCAAGCUACGUGCGGAAUCGUGUUUGCAAAAACAUGCACAGCAGCCGGGUAAAACACAGGGCAACAUAGGCAGCAGAGAGGUGCAUCGGGCGGCCUGGGAGCUGACGCAAUUCGACCACGAGCGGUAG
Molecule: messenger RNA, 2058 nt
Organism: Dermacentor andersoni
Lineage: Eukaryota; Metazoa; Arthropoda; Arachnida; Ixodida; Ixodidae
Source: RefSeq, a predicted model, not a curated record